AUGAAUGGUAUUGACGUGACGAAUGCCUCUAAUGCUGAAGGCCAAGCCCCCGACGGCAUCCCUGACACGUGCUACCUUUCUAAAGAAGAAGAAGGGCCGCUCAGAGACAUCUUGUUUGACGACUAUGAUAAGAAUGGCCGCCCGAUGCUACCUUACAAGCGAUUUAUGGAGCUAUGCCCUGACCUUCCGGGGAGCAUCGAACGAGACUCUCCAGAUCAACGCCUCCACAGACCACGGCCUUGA
Messenger RNA from Penicillium daleae, 243 nucleotides. RefSeq lists its product as uncharacterized. The record is from RefSeq and is a predicted model, not a curated record. Lineage: Eukaryota; Fungi; Ascomycota; Eurotiomycetes; Eurotiales; Aspergillaceae. The transcript has 2 exons. The coding region runs from base 1 to 243 and encodes 80 amino acids.